Molecule: messenger RNA, 357 nt
Organism: Thalassophryne amazonica
Lineage: Eukaryota; Metazoa; Chordata; Actinopteri; Batrachoidiformes; Batrachoididae
Product: cytochrome P450 2K1-like
Exons: 2
Coding region: 32-337 (101 amino acids)
Biological process (GO): xenobiotic metabolic process
Cellular component (GO): cytoplasm; intracellular membrane-bounded organelle
Molecular function (GO): oxidoreductase activity, acting on paired donors, with incorporation or reduction of molecular oxygen, reduced flavin or flavoprotein as one donor, and incorporation of one atom of oxygen; heme binding; iron ion binding
Source: RefSeq, a predicted model, not a curated record
AAAUGAAAAUUGUUUGUAGGGGACUACCGUGAUGCCCACCUUGACCUCUGUAAUGUUUGACAAGACUCAAUGGGAGACUCCUCACACCUUCAACCCUGGACACUUUCUCAGUGUUGAUGGAAAAUUUGUGAAGAGGGAGGCCUGUCUUCCUUUUUCUGCAGGGAAACGCGUGUGUCUUGGAGAAAGCCUUUCCAGGAUGGAGAUCUUCCUGUUUCUGGUCGGAUUAUUACAGAAGUUCUCAUUCUCUACUCCUGACGAAGUAGAACUGAGUACAGAAGGAAUUACAGGACUAACACGUGUGCCCCACCCUUUUAAGGUUUACGCCAAAGCUCGCUGAAGUAUAUGCAAAAUGAUAUA